Messenger RNA from Lucilia cuprina (Australian sheep blowfly), 2392 nucleotides. RefSeq names its product cell division control protein 45 homolog (gene Cdc45). Gene Ontology annotation, molecular function: single-stranded DNA binding; DNA replication origin binding; chromatin binding. Gene Ontology annotation, biological process: mitotic DNA replication preinitiation complex assembly; double-strand break repair via break-induced replication; DNA replication initiation. Bases 271 to 2007 code for a protein of 578 amino acids. The transcript has 2 exons. Lineage: Eukaryota; Metazoa; Arthropoda; Insecta; Diptera; Calliphoridae. Gene Ontology annotation, cellular component: DNA replication preinitiation complex. The record is from RefSeq and is a predicted model, not a curated record.
GGAUCGCUUUUUGCACAAAGAAGAGAAAAAAAUUGUUUUUGUUUUUUGCGCACAAUAAACAUUUUACCAAUUUAUUUUUGUUAAAAUCACUUAUAAAGAAACAAUAAAUAAAAUGUGAACAAACUUAAAAUGUUCUACCAAUAAAUAAUUAAAUAAUUUAAAUAAAAAAGACUUGAAAAAAUAUAGUGUUGUUUUGUAUUUAAAUUGGCAACAAUUUUAUAGCCCUCAAAGAAAAAAUACUGACCUCUUAAGAAAUCUGACGAAAAAAAAAUGUUUAUUCAAGAUUUACGGCAAGAUUUUUAUAAUCAAUUGAUUGGCAAAAGAAUUUUAAUUAUUGUCAAUUAUGAUAUCGACGCCAUUUGUGCUAGUAAAAUACUGCAGGCUUUAUUUAAAUAUGACCACAUGCUGUAUUCCGUCGUACCCAUUAUGGGUUUGGCUGGUUUGCAAAGAGCCUACAAUGAACAUCAAGGUGAUGUAAAGUAUGUUUUGUUGAUAAAUUGUGGUGGCUGUGUUGAUAUUGUGGAAUUGCUACAACCCGAAGAAGAUGUAACAUUUUUUAUUUGUGAUGCUCAUCGACCAUUGGAUGUGUGCAAUAUAUACAGUGAUCGACAGGUUUGCAUAUUGGGUGAUUUUUCAUCAGAGGAAAAUAUACCAACAUUCGAAACUAUUUUUUGUAAUUCGGAUUCCGAGGAAGAAGACGAUGGCGAUGAUGAAGAUGAUGAAAUCAACGAUAGUGGAGCUGGAGAUUCAGAUGCUGAAAACGAAGAUGACAACUCGCGACCAGAACGGCCAAAAAAAUUGUCUCGUAUGGAAAAACAUGAACAGCGGAUUAUGAAACAACGUCAAAGACGUGCCUGGGAAAACGAACGCGAUCGCAUAAUGUUCGAAUAUACACAAUAUAGUUUUUAUGGACGCUCCUCGGCUAUAACCAUAUUUGAAUUAGCCUGGAAAUUGUCCAAGGACAAUAUGGAUCUUUUAUGGUGGGCUAUUGUGGGCAUUACCGAACAGUUGAUUUUGGGUAAAAUUGAAAGCAGUGCUUAUACCUUAGAAAUUGAUAAUAUACAAUCACAUGUCUCUCGUUUAACAAAUAAAACUAAUGAUCAAAGCAAUUUGAGUGCUUCGAAGAUACAUUUUGAAAAUGAUUUGCAUUUGGUUUUAUAUCGCCAUUGGAGUGUAUUGGAAUCGAUGCGUUACUCUAUGUAUGUGGCUUGCAAAUUGAAAUUAUGGACUUUGAGAGGUGAGAAGAAAUUGCACGAGUUGUUGGUGGAGAUGGGUUUACCCUUGAUACAUGCUCGACAAACGUUUACUUCCAUGGAUUUGGAGCUGCGUCAAGAAUUCUUUUCUAUGGUAGAACGUUGUGCAGAAAAGUAUGGUAUACCAGAUGUUAUUUAUGGUUCUUUUACCUUACAAUAUGGUUAUCGUAAUCGUUAUUCGGCUGCUGAUUAUGUCUAUUCCAUGUUGUCCAUUUUAGAGUCGGUUAAGACGGACAAAACACCAGAGGAUUGCUUUCUCGAGACCUUAGAUGGUUUGGGACGUAAUCAUAAGGAUAUUUUAAAUGCUGGCAUUGAAGGAGCUAAACUUUUGCAUCAAGCCAUUUUCAAACAAGUACAAAGCAGUUUAGAAGCCCAUCAAGUUCACUCAACUGGUUCGUUUUUCUACUAUAUACUGAAUGAGGAAAACACUUACUUUUCAUAUCCCUAUGGUUUAAGCAUGUUGGCGAAAUUUAUAUUAAACGGUCAUGUAGCGGUCUCACGCAGCCGCCAAGCACCCGAUCUACCCCUAAUAGCCAGCUGUCCCAUAGACGCCGAAAGAGGACUUUGCCUUUUAGUUGGUAUACCGCCCGUACGUGAAGAUUCGCCAAAGAAUUUCUUUGGCAAAGCAUUUGAGCAGGCUGCUCAAAAAUGCAAUGCUGCUACCUUACAGGAUCAUUUUGAAAGUUCUCUUAUACAAAUACGUCAAAAUGAUUUAACACGAUUUUUGGAUGCGUUGACCGUACUGCUUACGUAAUUUUAUAUUUUAUUCUUUAUUUUUUAAGAUAUAUAUAUAUUUUUUUUAUAAAAUUAACAUAAGUAAAAAUUCCACAUGAAAUCUUGAAUCAAAUGUAGGUCAUUUGGAUAUUCUUAAAAAGCUUUUGAUAAGUUUAGAAUGACCAAUUUAACUAUAUAUUUAUAAAAAAUUGUAUUUGUUUAGUUUGUAGUUUAAUUAAAAUACUUAAGGGACCUUUUUUUAAGAAAUUCAUAUUUGUUAUUUGGCUGAAAUUUUUCUCUUCUUUAUAACACGAACCAAAUUUCCAAAUUUUACUUAUUGUUUCUUAUAUGUUUUAGAAUUAAAAGAUUUUAGUUUGUAAUGGAUAUUAUUUGUUAAACAAUUCAAAAAAAUCAACAACAACAAA